Messenger RNA from Rhodamnia argentea, 1023 nucleotides. RefSeq names its product ras-related protein Rab7. The transcript is spliced from 7 exons. The record is from RefSeq and is a predicted model, not a curated record. NCBI's taxonomy places the organism in Eukaryota, Viridiplantae, Streptophyta, Magnoliopsida, Myrtales, Myrtaceae. Gene Ontology annotation, cellular component: vacuolar membrane. Bases 143 to 763 code for a protein of 206 amino acids. Gene Ontology annotation, molecular function: GTPase activity; GTP binding.
UCUCUCUCUCUCUCUCUCUCUCUCUCUCUCUCUGCCUCCUCGUCGCGAGAAGUUCGAGGUGGUGUCUCUCUCCGACCGCGAAGCUCACAACUCUCUCUCUCUCUCUCUCUCUCUCUCUCUCUCUCUCGUGUGAUACCGUACGAUGCCAUCCCGCAGAAGAACGCUCCUCAAGGUCAUCAUCCUCGGGGACAGCGGGGUCGGGAAGACCUCUUUGAUGAACCAAUAUGUAAAUAAGAAGUUCAGUAAUCAGUACAAAGCAACUAUUGGAGCUGAUUUCUUGACCAAGGAAGUUCAGCUCGAAGAUAGGCUCUUCACCUUACAGAUUUGGGAUACAGCUGGUCAAGAAAGAUUCCAAAGUCUUGGAGUGGCUUUCUAUCGAGGUGCUGACUGCUGUGUUCUUGUGUAUGAUGUUAACGUUAUGAAGUCAUUUGACAAUCUUAACAAUUGGAGAGAGGAGUUCCUUAUCCAGGCAAGCCCAUCAGAUCCAGAGAAUUUCCCAUUUGUAGUCAUAGGAAACAAAAUUGAUGUGGAUGGUGGAAACAGCAGAGUGGUGUCGGAGAAAAAAGCUCGAGCUUGGUGUGCCUCAAAGGGGAAUAUACCAUAUUUUGAGACCUCUGCAAAGGAAGGCGUCAACGUGGAGGAAGCUUUUCAGUGCAUAGCUAAGAAUGCCUUGAAAAGUGGUGAGGAAGAAGAGUUAUACUUGCCAGACACCAUCGACGUUGUAAACAGCAGUCAGCGGAGGUCAACAGGAUGCGAGUGUUAAGCACCGCAAGAUGCUUCUUCCCAAUACAUGAACCCAUGAAGGACUGCACAGAUAAUAGCAGGUUCUGCCUGUACUAAGAUUGCUGGGUUGGACAUUGCUUUUGCCAGAGAAAAUGGUUGCCGACAGAUUCUUUGUCUGGUUCCUUCUAUUUACUGCCGUACGAAACGUGUUCUUGAGUGAUGUCCUAUCUUGAUUUUGCUUUCAUGACGCAGCUUUUGUCUUCGUUAGUGUUGGUUUUUGUCGGUGUUUUGGUCUUUUUU